This is a messenger RNA of Staurois parvus, 341 nucleotides long. The record is from the annotation of a GenBank genome assembly. NCBI's taxonomy places the organism in Eukaryota, Metazoa, Chordata, Amphibia, Anura, Ranidae.
CAGAUGACCAGAGACUGCGGACACAGUACAGGAGAUGACAAAGACUGCGGACACAGUACAGGAGAUGACCAGAGACUGUGGACGAGAUGACCAGAGACUGCAUACAUAGUGCCACCUAUCAGUGCCAGUCAGUGUCGCUUAUCAGUGCCGCCUAUCAGUGCCAGUCAGUGCCAUCUAACAGUGCCAAUCAUUGCCGCCUAACAGUGCCAAUCAUUGCUGCUUAUCAGUGCCUCCUAUCAGUGCCAUAUAUCAGUGUCAUGUAUCAGUGCUGCCUUUCAGUGCCCAUCAGUGAUGCCUGUCAAUGCCCAUCAGUGCAACCUAACAGUGCCUCCCCAUCAGUG